ACCACCAUCACCAUCACCACCAUCAGCACCAUCACCACCCCCACCACCACCACCAUCACCACCAUCACCACCAUCACCAUCACCACCAUCACCACCAUCACAAUCACCACCACCACCAUCACCAUCACCACCAUCACCACCAUCACCACCACCAUCACCAUCACCACCAUCACCAUCACCACCAUCACCAUCACCACCAUCACCACCAUCACCACCCCCACCACCACCACCAUCACCACCAUCACCACCACCACCAUCGCCACCAUCCCCACCAUCACCAUCCCCACCACCUCACCACCACCAUCCCCACCACCAUCACCACCACCACCAUCGACACCAUCCCCACCACCAUUGCCACCAUCCCCACCAUCACCAUCCCCACCACCACCACCAUCCCCACCGCCACCAUCCCCACCAUCCCCACCAUCCCCACAAUCACCACCAUCCCCACCA
Oncorhynchus gorbuscha (pink salmon) is the source of this 453-nucleotide messenger RNA. RefSeq names its product classical arabinogalactan protein 9-like. The record is from RefSeq and is a predicted model, not a curated record. NCBI's taxonomy places the organism in Eukaryota, Metazoa, Chordata, Actinopteri, Salmoniformes, Salmonidae.